Molecule: messenger RNA, 1016 nt
Organism: Sorghum bicolor (sorghum)
Lineage: Eukaryota; Viridiplantae; Streptophyta; Magnoliopsida; Poales; Poaceae
Exons: 3
Coding region: 218-574 (118 amino acids)
Source: RefSeq, a predicted model, not a curated record
CAGCCACCAGUUGUCGCACGCAUGGCGUGGCCACGGUGGGGCACCGCACGACGCCGCCAGCUUGCUUUUUAUAAAAAAGCGGCCACCGUGCACAGUCGCAGGUCAAAGCUCCUCCUCCCCCUCACGGGCUCACAAGACCUCCCGGAGAUCGAACGAGAAGAGAAGGCAAACCGAAGCGCAGGGGAGGCGCACCGCUCCGCUCCGGGCUGGCAAUGUGAUGGCGCAACAGCGGCAGCAACGCAGGCGCGGGAGCGGCGCCGUCCUCCGCCUCGUCGCGGUGCUCCUUGCCCUGCUCUCGCUCUGCCUCGCCCGCGCCGACGCCAUGGCCGCGCCUUCGGCUUCGACCUCUCUCGCGGGUGCUGCUCCUGCCUCGUUCUCGGAGCAUGGCGUGGCGGCCGCACUGGAGAAUGCUCUAGCACAGCAGGAGGUGGCGCGCGGGCACUCGACGGCGGCGGCGGCGGCGGCAGAGGAGGACGGAGGCGACGGAGACGUGGUGCUGGAGAGGGUGGCGAUGGAGUCGACCGAGGACUACAGCUUCCCCGGCGCCAAUAGCCGGCACGUCCCGCACCCGUGAUCGCCGACCACCGGCUGGAUCGCCGCCGGCCGCAUGGGAUGGGACCCAGACCAAUCAAUCACAGGAGCUGCUGCCAACCAGUGACAUGCAGGGGCAAGCAGGGACACAGCGGGAAGAGCAGUGUAGUCGCAGUAAAUUGUAGUUCGCGCGUGGCUACUCAAGUAACUCAGCAAUCACUUUGUUUGUAAAACCCCUUUUUAUUUUUAUUUUUUGUGCUCCUUUCGCGUGCAAUGCACUGCACUGCACGAGCACGGCCAUCUAGUCGUGAAUGUGGCUGUGAUUAUAUGCGCGUGUCGGCGUGUGCUUGCCUUGCCUCUGAUCGAUGUCUGUGUCUCCAUGUCUCGGACUAGAGCUUCCUCUUUUUGCUUUGUUCUUGUAGUAUCGGUGACGGGCUCCUCAGUGUGAUCCUAGCUGGUUAGCAUGUGCUGGAAACCUUGUUUAA